CGGGACGAGUCCGUGCGACGUGAGUGCAGCGCCACGUCGCGGCCGCCACCACAACUAUCACCCAUUCACUCUCACCACAAUCACCUCACACAAUACGCAUUUUAUAAGCACGCUCUCGGUACCCUCAAAGUCCCAUUCAUUCUCCCGAUAGGGGAGGUUCGGAGUUUUUGUGCACGCCGGGGCUGAUUAACAGCUGGGAGUUCUCUAUGAAAGACACGCUGAAUUUGUAGAUGCAAGAUGGGUGACGUGCAAGUAGCCGUAACAGUCCUGUGUGCCAUAGCGCUGGUAGUUUUAGUGUUCCUCGCUUUUUUCCACAAAGUCAACCUUCUGAGCUGGAUCCAGGCCUGGAUCCGUGCCAACAAGGAGGAGAAGGUUUCCUUGACAAGGCUGAAAGGCCAUUAUAAUGCUAAUGGAUACUUGGUGCACUCUGACUCUGACAUUCCUCUCACGUGCAGCGGUUCCGGCAGCUUCCGACGUUUCGACACCGUCGACUGCGACUUCCGAAUGAACUUGACUACAGUGGCUCCACCUAUCGCGGACUGGACGGGUGUGACGCCUCCAACGGAGGACAACAUCCCGCCGCAGCCCCUCAGGCCGGCGCCGGUGCCUGGAGUGACGCCUUCAACAACCGUCUCCGCAAGUGCUGGAGGUGUUUCGGGACAUCCUACUACUAGGAGGUCAGUGAGUUGCACGAACGGUGUAGACCACACGCGCCAGUCAGAAUCCUCAGCCGCAGAAAAAACGAGCAUUUGUCCGAUUCCCAGGCCGGUGUCGUCCAUCAACGUGGCUACUUUAAUGUCGCAGUCGUCGUUUCCGGUGUGUCUGACGCCGCCCCCCAGUCCUGCUGCCCCUCCUCCUACGCCUGCAGCGACAGCCAUUGCGACGCCGGGGCCGUUGACAGCUGUCGCGCCGCCCCUGAAGCUGGCUGGGGUCUAUGUGCAACCGAAGCAACAGGUGGUGUUGCCACCCAACCCUGAUCCACCUCCUCCUCCAGCCCCUGAUCCCGACGCCGAUGCUCUGCCAUCAGCGGCGGCGUUGCAGAGGGCGAUGUCCUGCGACAGCAUUUGUUCAGACACUUCGGUGGCACUGGGCGACUUAGAAAUUCUCAACGUUACAGGGUAUCUCUGUAUUGGCCUAGAGUAUGACAGCGAAUGCUGGGACUUAAUAGUGAACGUCCUAGAAGCAAAGAACUUGACAGGCGUCGCAAAGAAAAACGACUUCUUGGACACUUACGUCCGAGUUUCGCUGCUUCCAGACACUGAAGCAACAAUACAGACCAAAGUAUAUCGUAGUGCUGGUAGUCCUAGUUAUAAGGAACGUUUCUUAUUCUCGAUGAACCCCCGCGAGCAGUCGACACGUCUGCUUUGCUUCCACGUGUACGCCACUGACUUCCUGUCGCACACCCUCAUCGGCGAGGGCGAAAUCCGGCUAGCUGACGUCAGCCUCCGGCAGCCCGUCACAACUUGGGUCACGCUCACCGACACCGGACAGAGGGGCACAGAGUUCGGAGAAAUCAUGUUUUCCUUGAGCUAUCUUCCGACCGCUGAGAGAUUAACGGUUGUGGUGGUAAAAGCGAGAAACUUGAAGUUCUCCACUGACACACCAGGGGAAGCUUUUGUUAAGGUGUACCUGAUGCAUCAGAAUAAGAAGAUCAACAAGAAAAGACUUCGACAAAGAAAGGAGAGAAGAGUCCUAUUUUUAAUGAAUCCAUGAUGUUCAGUGUACCUGCACAUACGUUAUCGACAAUCCAAUUACGCUUAACAGUGGCCGAGCCACCGGUGGCGACCCCUCCGGGCGAAGAGAACGCCAAGGCGUACUCGAUCGGUCACGUUAUUGUGGGAGCUCAGGCGAGUGGCAGGUCGCUCAGUCACUGGAACCAGAUGCUGACCGCCCUCAGGAAACCGGUCGCCAUGUGGCAUUCGCUCAGAAAAUAACAGGACUUUCAAUAAUCCACUCCCAAUAGUUGACAAAAUAAGAGAUAAACAAAAAGAUAAAAGUCGAGACCACUUAGAUAGGUAGGUGUAGCGUCAACAAGACGCUUCUGGUUUACUGCUGCAAAACAUUGAAAUCCCAACCACUCGAAAAAACUCUGGAUGAUAAAAACUUGAACAAGAGAUCAAUAUUUAAGAUGUACACAUUCAACAGGAACUGUAUAGUUUGAGUAAACCUGUUGAUCAUUGGAACGCAACUUAACUUUGAUCGCGUCAUGAACACUUCUGCGUAUUUAGCUGGACAACCUUUUCUGCUUUGCUGAUACCAAUUGGACAUUUUUCAGACAAAAUACACACCACACCUAUGAAUGUCGCUCACACUGUAGCUAUGUAAGUAGUCUUGAAAACCCAAAGAUAUGUUUGUAUUUUGUGGCGCUGAAUCCUGAAGUUGGAAUCUUCCGAUGUAUUCAACAAAAAUCUUAUGAGCAUCUGAAUGAAAUAAAUAUAUCCCGAUUCUCCUACCAAAAAAAUACUCAUAUUUUCAAGAUAUGUACUUAAAAAAUAAAUAACAUUCAGAUGGUUGGUCGUCUGUUUUGUGUUUUAUCAUAAUCAGCUCUUUUUGACUUCACAUCUAAGUUUGAAAUACAUGAAAGAGCUUAAGCAACUAUUUACGUUAAUUUUUUGUGUUCUAUGUUACUGAGAUAUGGUACUAUGCUGUAGUUUUGAUACCGCCAUACCGACCUUUUCAAAAAGGUCCUCCCUUCCAACUUAUUUAUUGAAUGGCUCAAAUUAGCAAGAUGAAAUUGGGAGUGCAGAAAUUGUGAUAUCCCAUUUUGAAGCUCCUUAUCCUUAUAAUCGUAAAAUAUAAAUUUAAUAUCUUUCACAGUGCUCGACCGGUCGGCUCUGCCAAAGUUUGACGUUUUUGUACGCUGAAUAACUCAACAACCAAUCAUCAAAAUGCCAUAGUAUGUUAAAUCAACAUUCUUGUUAAGUAAUGGUCUAUUCGAAUGUGCGACAGACUAUGGGACAUUUUUCAUUUAAGAAAAAUAAACCAUUUCGGUAUCCUAAGUUUCAGCUUGCUAACUUGACCCAUUCAAAAAAUAAGUAGGAUGAACCUUUUUGGAAAGCACAGUGAAGGAUACUUUGCCUAUUAAAACAAAUUAUCCAAUAUGAACCAAUUAACUCAUAUGCAAAACGUGCAUGUAAUCUUUUUCGAUACUUUCAAUACCACAUCAACACUCUCGUAGAGAUUAAUAUCUCUCUGAAGAACUGGAAAUACGCCACUUGCUAACAAAAAAUCACAAGCUACCAAAAAUAAUUAGAAGGACUAAACAUUGUUUUCAUGUGUAUAUAUGUAUAUGUAUACCCAUAUCUGCUCCUAAAAAGAAGCACUAUACUUUUAAUAUCCAGAUAUCUUUAUCCUUAAAUGUAAAUGUGUACAAUCCCCCAAAAAUACACCAAGUGUCAUUACUUCCAAUGUAUGUGAUAAAAAUGUUGAAACCUGUUUGAAUUCUAUAUAAAAAAAUAUGCAAUCAUAUGUAUCUAACCUGUUCUUAUAUAUUCUACCCUGUUGAAUAUUUCUUCUUUGACAAUAAAUAAAAAUAAUAUACUUUUACAGCUGUAGAAAGAAACGAGAUGUUGAUAAGAAAUGUUACAAAAAACAACACAAUAACAUCAACUAUAGGUAAAAGUCGAUUUUUUUCUAUUUUAAUAAAUUAUUAUGAACCUACGAGAUUUUGCUGUGUCCAGACUGUGAAUUUCAAAAGUAUAUGUUAUGAGUGUAUGUUAAGGUACUACCCGCCUAGAGUAGAUUUGGAUUCAAAUAUAAACCUAUGUCAUAUAUAGCCACUUGCAAUAAAUUGCAAUAAGUAUAUGUGAUUUCUUAAUACAAUGGAGGACUUUUAUUAUUUUAAAUUCGAAUGAACAUAAAACAUUAAUCGAUUAUUACUUUCCUGGAUAAUAACAGGUGUUCUCCAGGUAAAUAGUAUUUUAACAUUGAUUAAAAAGUGAACUUUUCUGGCAUUAGUAAACCAAAAAUCACCAGAAAUACAUGUUAUAUUGGAUGUCAUUGGGAGAAGCCAAUUAACUAUGGAUAUGGACGACUGAGCGCAUUAUAAAUCACGUAUGUUUAAGAGAUCUUCAACCUCUUAUAACCAAAAUACUUGGUGCCAUACCAAUUUUAGCCAUUUCAAUCACCCUGUACAUUUUUUAACUCGGUACGCGUACUCAGUAGCUUAUCCUAUCGAAUCGAUUAUAACAGGACAGACAAAUUAACACAAUUCUAAACUUACCAAAAAUGCUCAAAUCCGUUCUUGUCGGAAACAAUACCUGAAUUUGCCUUCCAUAUUUGCAAAAAAAAAACACAAAAAGAUCCGCCUUUGGUAUAUCCCUAUCUCUCAAAUUUUCAUACACAGUACGUUACCACGACUAUCACAUAGCCGGAGCAUCAUAGGCAGUGUAAAUGGCAACAUUGGCGCGGUGGCAAUUUCGCCAGACAUGAAAUUUUUUUCAAUAUAUGGAUAUGUAACCGCCUAUCUUUAGUUUUUGUCUCCUAUCUUCUUCUAAAUCCAACAUAGCGCAUAUAGUCUUGAAUAGUAUGUAAUAAAAUUAAUAUACCCUCCAGGCUCCCGCCUUGUACCAAAAUGUUGAUACGAGUACAUGGGCCGGAAAAAAAUGAUAGGUACCCAUGCUUUAACUUUACUUAUAGUAGAUUGAGCAACAUCUUUCAACAGUUUUGGAGUCUCGACGAAAUGCCGUAUACAAAAUCCUUUCAAAAGAUAUAAAAUAUGGUAAUUUUUAGUAUUCUCAUCAACAUCUCCGGAUUAAGUAGUUAACCUCCAAGACCUAUAUUCAAAAGUUGUUAGGUUUGUAAAUAGCUUAUUCAUAUAUUAUGCUGUGAUACACCAUGGGCACACCCAUUUUUCACCCACAUAUUUUUUUAGAUACGGAACAUAGAGAAAGAGACGUUGUUGUUGAUAUUUAGAUAGCUAUUCUGGGUCUUGAGUGCAUGUAAAAGAAUGUCUUUUCUAAAAAAACGUAUCCAUGAUCAUAUGUGUAGCUGUUGUUGAGUUUUAUUAAUAAUAUAACCACAUAUCACCUUUGUUGUUAGGCCCUAAGUACAAUUCAGAAUGCAGGCACGAUUCAAAGGAGAAACGUUUUUCUCUAGUCUUUUUUUAAGAAUGUAAUUAAAAAGUUAUUGAGGUGGAAACAUUCGAAAUGUGUCAAAAACUUUUUUGCCGGAAUUCUGUCGACUCGUUUCUAUAUUGUUUUGCAAUCACUCGGUUUCAUUUAUGACGUGUUUAAGGCUUACGUAUAUAAAGAAGACACUACAUAGAACUGUUCGUGAUAUCCGCAAUUAUUGUAUUGAAAUACACCUUUCUUGAUUACAAACUCUGAAAUAUUUUGGAUAUGCGUCACGAAUAGUUCUUAAGUGAACUGUUUGAUUAAUCAUGGCUUUAAGGGUAAACUCAUAACUCUACUAUCAGUAGCCUAAACUCUAUAUUCUGAUCAAUCUUAGUUACUGCUUUACUACAGUUUACUGCUGAUUUCUAUACAAAUAGUGUUUGAAACCUAUAAAUUAUGGAUCUUGUCAAAAAACAGAAACAUUGAAUCAACUAAAAAAAAGUGGCUUCUAGAAAACUUGAACAAAGCAGAGAACAGUUCAUAGGAAGAAUAAAAAUGUUUUUAAUAUGACUUGGUAUAUUUCGUCACGUACACUUUCAUUUUUUUUAAGUAAUCAUAUCCUAUAAUGCUGCAUUAUUUGAAAGAAAUGAGUAUUAGUAAAGGCAUCUAUAUCUGUACUGUUUCCCAUAUAUUAUCUCAUUCCAUAGUAACCGUCAAUCGAGAGAUUCAAAAAAUGACAGCGAUGGAGCACUUUCAGAAAACUACUGAUGCAAAGUGUCUAGGCUCUUUAUUAUGAACAAUCGAAAAAAUGAAUGCGCUUUUGAUGUUCCUCUCAGUCACUCUGUUUCAUCUCCUUUUUGUAAUUUACUUGCUACAAAGAUUUUGACAAUCGUUGCAUUUUCGGCAUAGUAACUAGAAAAAAAAUCAUGGGACAGGUUCUUUGAAAAAUAUGGUAUAGAUAUUCCCUUUUUUGUUUAUAACUGGUAUAACACAAUACGAAAGAACGGCUGGGCGAGGACAUGGAGGAAACGAGGUCUGGAGGAUUCUAGCAUUAAUAGCGGAAAAGACUCAUUUCUUUUUUAUAACAAAGAGCUUGGUACUAUUUGCAAGUAUGAGAUAUCUCACACACUGCCUUUUAAAAAUACAUACAUGUGGUUUCUGUAAUUUUUCAUAUGAAAGGAGGAUCUGUCGAUUGGCUUAUAUAGCUACAUGUAACUCUCAUUCCAAUUUAAUGAUAUAAGACUGUACACAACUUGUGUGUUGUACACAAGAUGUUAUAUUUGUUGUAUUAUAUUGUUUGUUGUACUCUCAACUAUGUAUGAUCUUCUCAUUAUGCAAUAUUCUUUAUAUGUAAUAUGUAUGUAAAUAAAAAU
Acanthoscelides obtectus is the source of this 6427-nucleotide messenger RNA. The record is from the annotation of a GenBank genome assembly. Lineage: Eukaryota; Metazoa; Arthropoda; Insecta; Coleoptera; Chrysomelidae.